AGAAAUAAUUACCUGGCUGUGUUAGAGGAGAUCAUUAAGGGAGGGAAUAUCAGUAGAAAGAAAUUACCUGCUUAUUUCAAUACACUGCUACCACCUGAUCAGGUGAGAAAUAAUUACCUGACUGUGUUAGAGGAGAUCAUUAAGGGAGGGAAUAUCAGUAGAAAGAAAUUACCUGCUUAUUUCAAUACACUGCUACCACCUGAUCAGGUGAAGCUGUUCUUAUCUCUCCUUCAUAAGAAGAUUUUAAGGAAAGGUAAAGAGGUGACAGAGGGUGUAUUGAAAGACAUGCAUCAGAAGAAAGUGUUGAACAGUUGAUAAUUAGGAUUUUGUAU
This is a messenger RNA of Mytilus trossulus (common blue mussel), 332 nucleotides long. RefSeq lists its product as uncharacterized. Lineage: Eukaryota; Metazoa; Mollusca; Bivalvia; Mytilida; Mytilidae. The annotation marks the transcript as partial. The record is from RefSeq and is a predicted model, not a curated record. The transcript has 2 exons.